CUUCGAGAAAACAGAAAACCGAAAAUUGUUUUCUUCGCUCUGUACCGCACCGACCCAUGUUCGGUUCGUUCAGGAACCCUUCCCAGCUUCAAAGGAAGCAAAAUCAAGAUAAAGAAGGGUUAACCUCGAGUUUCAGGCCAGAGAAUUUCAUCCCAGGAAUUGUUAUUGGUUUCAUUUUGGGGAUGUUUUUCGAUUUAGCAAAGCCAAGUGGGAAUCAAACUAACACGAAGAACAAAUUGUCAUCAGGAAAGGUGCACUCUCAAAGUUUGGUCUCAAAUAAUGGUGACCAAGAACUUAAAAUGGUUCUGGUCGUCAGACAAGACCUAAGGAUGAAAUCAGGAAAGAUUGCUUCGCAAUGUGCUCAUGCUGCAACUGGCAUGUAUGCUGAACUUGUGCAUAGUCAUCGAUCUCUUUUGAGACAAUGGGAGCAAUGUGGGCAGCCGAAAAUAGUUGUCACGUGCAAAAAUCAACAAGAAAUGAAUAGGCUGAAAGAAGAUGCCGAGAGCAUUGGCCUUCCUACUUUCGUUGUUGCUGAUGCUGGACGGACACAGGUUUCCGCAGGAUCAAACACUGUUCUGGCCAUUGGGCCCGGACCAAAAGCAAUUGUAGAUUCAGUGACGGGAAAGCAAUGUCUGCUUUGAAAGCAUAAUUACAACGAGGAGCAAACUAGAAAGACCCUUGUUGGCUUGUUGGAGAUAUAAAAGGAAUAUGUAGCUGAAGAUUUGCAUUUUUUAAGUUGCAAGUUAGAUGUCUGUCCACAAUGAAGAAGUGCUCUCUUGUACCGAAAGUUUCCUUUGAGUAGCACUAGGAAUCCCAACUUUUAUCUUAAUUUUUGAUACC
This is a messenger RNA of Morus notabilis, 840 nucleotides long. RefSeq names its product peptidyl-tRNA hydrolase 2, mitochondrial. Gene Ontology annotation, cellular component: cytosol; mitochondrion. Lineage: Eukaryota; Viridiplantae; Streptophyta; Magnoliopsida; Rosales; Moraceae. Bases 57 to 641 code for a protein of 194 amino acids. The transcript is spliced from 9 exons. Gene Ontology annotation, molecular function: peptidyl-tRNA hydrolase activity. The record is from RefSeq and is a predicted model, not a curated record.